GUUAAUCUCUGUUUUCAGUCUUGCCUAUCAGUCCCACCCUCGGGGGUACUUGGUGUCUGAGUCUAGAACCUUUCCAGGUUGCUGUGGGACAAAUUAGCUUCCUUGUUAUGGGUAUCCCCCAACCUCCACUUUUGUUUGCUUUGCUCGACUAAUUAACCAUUUUCCAUUUACUGUCAUUUUCUAAUGGAGGUGAAUCUUCUGUUGGUAAUCCCAUUUCUUGUUUUGUAAUUGUGUGUUUAUAUAAUGUUUCUUUUUCACUGUAUUUCUAGUGGAGCCUCAGGACAAAGAGCAGAUGGUGGAAAUAUGUGUUCAGUGUUCAGUUUUUUUCCGUAAGACAUUUGCAAAUUGUGUUUUUCACUGACUAUCACAUGGACUUCAUGCAUAUAGAGCUACCUUGUUUGUCAUGAUUGUGCCUACAAUUCUAUGGAGAAAUAUGAUUUGUGAAUUACCUGAUGAAAUUUUCCUCAUUUUGAAUCAUCCUUGCAUUCCUAUAAUAAACACUGUAAGAAUGGCUAUGGUAAUAUUUCAUUUUUCCAUUUCUACUUCUGUAUUAAAUAAGAUUAUAUUUUGUUUGUUUCCUUUAAGGCUCUUAUUUCAUUUCAGUAUCAAGGGUAUCCAGGGAUAGCUUGCGAAACAUUACAUCUUUUUUCUAAGACCUAGGAUGUAGAUCUAGUCUACGCAGUAAUUUUCAACUACAGGAAUAUUAUGCCUCCCAUGAGACAUUUGGAACUAUCUGGAGACAUUUUUGUGGUCACAACUGGUCAUGCUUGGGAGGUCUUGUUGGCAUUCCAUGGGUAGAGGAGAUGUUACUAAAUGUCCCACAACACAGCAGAGCUGCAGAGUCUGGGAAGACAGCUCCAGGCCGAGGUGGAAAACAAUCAGAUGUUGAAUCUCCUGAACAGGAGACAGGAGGAGAGUCUGCAGGAGCAGGAGGAGAGGCUACGUGAGCAGAAGGAGAGGCUACGUGAGCAGGAGGAGAGAAUACGUGAGCAGGAGGAGAGGAUACGUGAGCAGGAGGAGAGGAUACGUGAGCAGGAGGAGAAGCUACAUGAGCAGGAGGAGAGGCUAUCUGGGCAGGAGGAGAUGAUACGUGUGCAGCAGGAGAGGAUACAUGAGCAGGAUGAGAGGCUAUGGGAGCAGGAGUGGCUGCCAGAGCAGGGGAGGCUACUGGAGGAGGUGAAGCAGCUCUUGGAACGGGAGAGAAGGGAGGAGGAGGAGGAGAAGCUGCUAGAGCAUGAGAGGCUGCUGAACCAGGUAGAGAAGCUGCUGGAAGAGGAGAGGCUGUGGGAGCAGGAU
This is a messenger RNA of Piliocolobus tephrosceles (Ugandan red Colobus), 1296 nucleotides long. RefSeq names its product putative golgin subfamily A member 6-like protein 3. NCBI's taxonomy places the organism in Eukaryota, Metazoa, Chordata, Mammalia, Primates, Cercopithecidae. The record is from RefSeq and is a predicted model, not a curated record. The annotation marks the transcript as partial. The transcript has a single exon.